AAAUUCGAUAUGAUCAACGGUCUGCUGAUUCCCGGCGGAGGGACCGACUUGGUGCCUGGGCCUUUCAUGUCUACAGUGCAGCUGCUUCUACAGUGGGCCAAGGAGGCGAACGAUCGGGGCGACUUUUUCCCCGUGCAAGCCACGUGCAUGGGGUUCGAAGCCAUGGCGAUUAUUAUUAGCGAGGACCCGAACCUGCUGGAACUGAGGCGCUUCAGCGCGUUGGAUUUGGCCUCUCCGCUCAAAUUCGUGGGCAACUGGGUGCACCGCAGAAGCUACUUCUCCUGGAUGUCUCCGGAUUUGGCUGCAAAGGUGCAAGAGCUCCCUCUCACCAUGGAGAACCAUCAGGACGGCACCACGGUGCAUCGCUUCCUCUCCAACAGCAGGCUCAGGGAUUUCUUUUUCGUUCUCACCACCUCGUUCGAUAAGAACGGACUGGAGUAUGUGACAACAGUGCAGGGAAAGCGGUACCCCUUUUAUGGCACACAGUGGCAUCCCGAGAAAAAUGCAUACGAGUGGGGGUUGGACCACAUACCCCACGGAGCACACGCCAUAGCCGUGGGACAGGCAGCAGCCAACUUCUUUGUCAAUGAGGCGCGUCGCAACACCCACUCUCCAGCCUCGGACGAGAGCAUGAACGACAUGCUUCUCUACAACUACGCUCCCGUGUUUGCCGGCAAGAAUGGGUGA
Messenger RNA from Closterium sp. Naga37s-1, 687 nucleotides. The record is from the annotation of a GenBank genome assembly. NCBI's taxonomy places the organism in Eukaryota, Viridiplantae, Streptophyta, Zygnematophyceae, Desmidiales, Closteriaceae.